This is a messenger RNA of Pseudonaja textilis, 2751 nucleotides long. RefSeq lists its product as uncharacterized. The record is from RefSeq and is a predicted model, not a curated record. Gene Ontology annotation, molecular function: DNA-binding transcription factor activity, RNA polymerase II-specific; RNA polymerase II cis-regulatory region sequence-specific DNA binding. Gene Ontology annotation, biological process: regulation of transcription by RNA polymerase II. NCBI's taxonomy places the organism in Eukaryota, Metazoa, Chordata, Lepidosauria, Squamata, Elapidae. Gene Ontology annotation, cellular component: nucleus.
UUUUUACAUCCUUUCAAACUGCUAGGUUGGCAGAAGCUGUGAUAAGUAACGUGAGCUCACUCUGUUACGUGGCACUAGUGAUUCAAACCGCUGAACUACCGACCUUUCAAAUUGACAAGCUCAGCGUCUUAGCCACUGAGCCACCACGUCUCUCAUAAUGCAUAAUCAUCAUGCAUAAGAGGAUUGACCAAAUGAAAAGUCAUAGAAAUGUUUGGAAUGCGGCAAAAGCUUUACUCCGAAAAGCUUCCUCAUGAUUGAUGGAAGGACCCAUACUAGAGAGAAGCUCUACCAGUGCUCCCAAUGUGAAAAAAGAUUUACAAUGCACGCCAAUGUGGUGAGACAGAAGAGGACUUACACUGGAGAGAAACACUUUGAAUGUUCUGAUUGUGGGAAAAGUUUCACAUGGAAUUCUGAGCUGAGGACUCACCAGAGGACUCACACGGGAGAGAAACCGUAUGAGUGUCUGUAUUGUGGGCAAAGUUUCAUUCAGAAUACCAGCCUGGUGAUACACCAGAGGACUCAUACGGGAGAAAAACUGUAUGAGUGUCCGGAUUGUGGGAAAAGUUUCAGUAAGAAUUUCAAUCUAUUGGAACACCAGAGCAUUCACACAGGAGAUAAACCAUAUGAGUGUCUGGACUGUGGGAAACAUUUCAGUCGAAAUUCCUACUUGAUGGAACACCAAAGAACUCAUAGAGGAGAGAAACCAUAUAAGUGUCAUGAUUGUGGGAAAACUUUCUGUCGGAAUUCUCACCUAGUGGUGCACCAGAGAACUCAUACAGGCAACAAACCAUAUGAGUGUCCGGACUGUGGGAAAUGUUUCACUCAGACUUCCAAACUGGUGGUACACCAGAGGACUCACACGGGGGAGAAACCAUAUGAGUGUGAAGAAUGUGGAAAAAGUUUCACUCAAAAUUCCAAGCUGUUGAGACACCAGAGAACUCACAUGGGAGAGAAACCAUAUGAGUGUCUGUAUUGUGGAAAAAGUUUCACUCAGAAUGCCAGCCUGGUGAUACACCAGAGGACUCACACGGGAGAGAAACCAUAUGAGUGUCGGGAUUGUGGGAAAUGUUUCACUCAGAAUUCCAACCUGGUGACACAUCAGAGGAUUCACACAAGAGAUAAACCAUAUGAGUGCUUGGAUUGUGGGAAAAGUUUCAGUCGAAAUUCCCACUUGGUGGAACACCAGAGAAUUCACACAGGAGAGAAACCAUAUAAGUGUCCUGAUUGUGGGAAAGGUUUCUUUUGGAAUUCUAAGCUGGUGGUACACCAGAGAACUCACACAGGUAACAAACCGUAUCAAUGUCUGGAUUGUGGUAAAAGUUUCAAUUGGAAUUCUGCCCUAGUGAUACACCAGAGGACUCACACAGGAGAAAAACCAUAUGAGUGUCUGGAGUGUGGGAAAAGUUUCAUUCAGAAUUAUGAAUUGGUUAUACACCAGAGGACUCACUCAGGAGAGAACCCGUAUGAGUGUCCAGAUUGUGGGAAAAGUUUCAGUAAGAAUUUCAAUCUGUUGCAACACCAGACCAUUCACACAGGAGAUAAACCAUAUGAGUGUUUGCACUGUGGGAAACAUUUCAGUCGAAAUUCCUAUCUGGUGGAACACCAAAGAACUCAUACAGGAGAGAAACCAUAUAAGUGUCCUGAUUGUGGGAAAACUUUUGGUCGGAGUUCUCACCUAGUGGUACACCAGACAUCUCAUACAGGCAACAAACCAUAUGAGUGCCCAGACUGUGGGAAACGUUUCACUCAGACUUCCAAACUUGUGGUACACCAGAGAACUCAUACAGGCAACAAACCAUAUGAGUGUCCAGACUGUGGAAAACAUUUUAUCCAGAAUUCCAACCUGGUGAAACACCAGAAAACUCACCGCAGAGAAAAUCCAUAUGAGUAUCUGGAGUGUGGGGAAAAUAUUCAUUCAGAAUUCCAAGCUGGUGAUACACCAGAGGACUCAUAUAGGAGCGAGACUGUACAGAAUGUUCGGAUUGUAGGAAAGAUUUCAGUAGUAGGACUAGCCUCCUCAAUCAUGUAAGGUUACAUGGGAGAAACCAUUUUGAUGCCAAGAUUGCUGACAGUGUUUCACACAAAAUUCCUAUCAAAAGAGUAGACGCUCCACAAGGUGUUAUUUGAUGUGUGUAGAUGAAUCUUGAAUAUCAUUUCUGAUUUCUCAUUGCAAGCUCUUUUUAAUCAAACAUGUCUUAGUAUUAAACAUGGAGGAGGAGGAGGAGAUCUGUGUUGGGAUGUCCAAGCCUUUUCUAAGCUCCCUUUCUCAGGCUAAUGCAGUACCUUCCACACAGGGAUGACAGGUGAAGGCCUGUGGUCGGCCAGCGAAUGAAACCUGCCCAGCAACAAAAUUCUCUCAGUUAAGAAACAGAUGAGCACCGCCUCUUAGAACAGGACCGAACAGGAGAACUUUAGGAGGAAAAAGGGCUGCCAAAUUUUAUUGGAAAUAGUUCCUAUGAAAUGGGAUGGAUCUGGGUGCUGUACUCUAGGUGUCUUACUAAGGCUUUAUACCACUCCAUAAAACCUUAGUAAGACUACACCUAGAGUAUUGCAUCCAAUUUUGGUCACCACACUAUAAAAAAGAUGUUGAGAUUCUUGAAAAAGGUCAGAGUAGAGCGACCAGGAUGAUAGGGGAUUGGAGACUGAAACAUAUGAAGAACGGUUACAGGAACUGGGCAUGGCUAGUCUAGUGAAGGACCAGGAGAGACAUGAUAGCAGUCUUCCAAUAUUUGAGGGGUUACCACAGAGAGG